Messenger RNA from Eupeodes corollae, 1884 nucleotides. It is a transcript of the gene Polr3C, whose product is annotated as DNA-directed RNA polymerase III subunit RPC3. Gene Ontology annotation, cellular component: RNA polymerase III complex. Gene Ontology annotation, molecular function: single-stranded DNA binding. Gene Ontology annotation, biological process: DNA-templated transcription. The coding region runs from base 125 to 1684 and encodes 519 amino acids. The transcript is spliced from 7 exons. The record is from RefSeq and is a predicted model, not a curated record. Lineage: Eukaryota; Metazoa; Arthropoda; Insecta; Diptera; Syrphidae.
AUGUCACAUAUUUCAAGAUUCACGUGCAGUGUAAUUUGCGGUAUAAAUUAACUUAUAAAUUAUUAAAUUUGUUUACAUUUUUCAAAACUAAGUUUAUGUUGUUUUUACAACUUAUCAAAGAAAUAUGUCAAUAAAUUAUGGCCACUUAAGUUCUGUUAUAAUCAAACAAUGUUUCGGUGUUACCGUGCAAAAAGUCACCGACUGUUUAUUCGAUGCAAUCUCACGGAGUCUAUUGAACAUCGUCAAAUCAACUAAAUUAACACGAAGAGAGGUAACAAAUGCUUUAGCAGUUCUUAUAAAAUUUCAAUUGGUCACAUUCAAACCAUCGAAUCUAAAUCCAACGAUUGCAGAGUACUCCAUAAGGCGCGAUGAAAUUCUUUAUAUUCUACGAUAUUCAAGAUACGUCCACUUGGCUCAAACCAAAUACGGAACGAUUGGAGCAUCCAUAGUUGAGGAACUACUACAAUCUGGCAGCCAGACCGCAUCCCAUGUCAUUCUGCGAUGCUUCUCAAACACCGACAACAAGGAUAAGCUUGAAACUUAUCGUGAUUCACUCAUCACCAUGAUCGGUGAUAACUAUUUGAUUAAAUUACCGCUCCUGCAGCAGCAAGAAGGGGAGCCCGACUUGAUUCCCAAACUACACAUCGAGCCUUACGAUGUCUUUAUUCCUCCAGAAAUAGACUUGGCAGCAAUUCAGCAACUUCACUCGGGUCAAACAGUUCCACUCAAAGAUGCUGGAAUUUUUUGGCAGGUAAACUUUGCACGGUUUCAUCAAGACUUCAGAGAUACGAUUAUGGUAUCGGCGAUAGAACGCAAGCACGGCACCAGUGCUGGUGAAUGUUUCAAAUACAUCUUAAAACAGAUGUACGAAAGAACUGAUCCAUGGCAAAAGCAAUCAUCGAAUCCUUUUACGUUUGUGGAAAUAAAGCAAGCAAUAGAGAAGAAGUCGAACAACUUGGAGCUCAUGAAGUAUCUUGAUCAAUACGUGAUGUUGAUAGCCGAUGACAGUUUAGGUUUUAUAAGAAGAAUCGGUGAAAUGGGCGGAGGACAGUACAUUGUGGAGAUGGAGCAUGCAUUUCAAGAGCUUGCUCUGGCCUGUAUUGAAAAUGUCAUUACCGAACGAUUCGGUUCGAAGGCGUCGAGAAUUUUCCGAGUGAUAAAAAUGAAGAAAUUCAUUGAACAAGAAGAAAUACAAAAAGAAGCCAUGAUCCCAGCCAAAGAAGCCAAGCUUCUAGCCUAUAAUCUCUUCCAGGAACAAUUUACCCAAAUUAAAACUAUUCGCAAGGCGGGAGGUGGUGGAACUGGACCAGCUAAGGCUUUUUAUUUGUUUCAUGUCAAACAUAAACAGGUUGUUAAAAUGCUUCUUGAUAUUUGUUUCAAAGCUUUGUUCAAUGCGAUAACUCGAUCGAAUUAUGAAAAAACUGAGAACAAGAGACUUAUAGAAAAGUCACAAAAGUUGGAUAGCAUCGUUGAAACUAUGAAAGAACGAGGAGAAUCGGAGGAGUAUAUUGCGGAGAUCUUGGAAACCCUAACACCCCCAGAAAGAGAAAUUCUCGAAAAAGUUAAAGCUCGUAUAAAAACGCUCUCCAACGCAGAACUCGCACUUGACGACACAAUAUUCUUACUCCAAAUGUAUCUAUUUCAUUCAUCUGUUCUAAAAUACACAACAACAAAGACGAAAUAAAAUCUAUACAAAAAACAAAACAUUCUUUUACUAAUAUUUAUUUAUUUAAAUUUAUAAUACAUUAAAUUUAUGUAAUGUUAAACAAAAUGGAGACUGAUUUAUGGUAUUUUUGUAGCGCAUAUAUGAUUUUAUGGGUUUAAAUACACGGAAUUAAUUUUUGUUUUCUAUAAAAUGGACACAGAAAAUAACAAGAAGAAUAU